Colletotrichum destructivum is the source of this 854-nucleotide messenger RNA. Its product is annotated as Putative large ribosomal subunit protein eL14. Gene Ontology annotation, biological process: translation; ribosomal large subunit biogenesis. The record is from RefSeq and is a predicted model, not a curated record. Gene Ontology annotation, cellular component: ribosome; cytosolic large ribosomal subunit. NCBI's taxonomy places the organism in Eukaryota, Fungi, Ascomycota, Sordariomycetes, Glomerellales, Glomerellaceae. The transcript has 3 exons. Gene Ontology annotation, molecular function: RNA binding; structural constituent of ribosome. Bases 137 to 580 code for a protein of 147 amino acids.
UCUUGCCCUAAGGUUCCCAAGCUUGUGCGUCUGGAAAUCGACGCAACUCGACAAAAAACCGGCGUGCCGAAACGUGACUUUGAACUCCAUCACCACUAACCAGCAGCAAAUCUUCGACGUCUGACCGACCAGCAAAAUGGGUGACGCUACCAUCGAGGGUUCUAAGUGGCGACUGGUCGAGGUCGGCCGUGUCGUCCUUCUCCAGGGCAACAGCCCCUACGCCGGCCGCCUUGCGACUAUCGUCGAGAUCAUCGACCACAAGCGCGCUCUGGUCGACGGCCCCUCCUCAGACGCUCAGCUCGUCGUCCCCCGCCAGCCCAUCUCCCUCUCCAACGUCCUCCUCUCCUCCCUCAAGGUCGAGGGCCUUCCCCGCGGCGCCCGCACCGGCACCGUCAAGAAGUUCUGGGCCAAGUCCGAGAUCGACGCCAAGUGGAAGGAGACCAACUGGUUCAAGCGCAGCACCCAGAUCGAGCGGAGAAAGAACCUCACCGACUUCGACCGCUUCAAGGUCCUCCGCCUCAAGAAGCAGCGCCGUUUCGAGCAGCGCAAGGAGCUGGUCAAGGUCAAGGCCGCGGCGUAAUGGACUUGCGAUUGGGACGUCUAUGGGGUUGACUUUGAAGACUACGGGGCUGGUUUAGAGCGUGACAGCAUGGGAAUCCGGUUUGGUCUGCAUCACCGCAGCAUUGGGUUGCUGCACAUCUCUUUUGCUCCGUAACUGGAAGGGCUGUAUGUCACAUUCAUCAUCAACCAUAUGAUGACCGGCGUCAAAUACGGAAAUUCAGAGACAAAAAAUGAAUUCAUGGCACAAUCAGAAAAAUAGAUUGGUUGGCUCGUGACGGGGACACGGAGUAAAG